AGAAAGAAAGAAAUAAACAUAAUAUAAAAGCCAACCCUAAAGUAAUGCUAUUCUGGACAGACUCCUUUUUCUCAAACAAACGACGACUUUCCUUUCCUGCUGCGUUCAUUCCAAAUUCCAAACCCACCAUAAUAUCUAGCUUCUUGUGAAGGCUGUUAGUUUGAUUUAGAAGUUGAUAUUGAUAAUUUGCUGUGAUGGGUGGCCAAAGGAGUGGUUAUGGUAAGCGUCCCCACUCUCAAUCUGACCAUGAUAAUGGGCCAAAUAAAAGGAGGAAUCAUGGUGAUGACAGAGAGCAGUUUGUGAUUGAUUUGGAGGAUACUGUGUAUCGUUACGUGUGCCCGGGUCGAAAGAUUGGCAGUGUUAUUGGUAGGGGAGGUGAGAUUGUUAAGCAGCUGAGGGUGGAGACUAAGGCUAAGAUUAGGAUUGGUGAGACGGUGCCGGGGUGCGAAGAGCGUGUCGUUACUAUUUAUAGUCCCAGUGAUGAGACUAAUGCUGUUGAGGGUGGUGGCAACUAUGUGUCUCCGGCUCAGGAUGCUUUGUUUAAGGUGCAUGACAGAGUGGUUGCCGAGGACUUUCACGGUGACCAGGAUGAUGAUGGAGGCCAACAAGUGACUGCUAAGCUGCUAGUGCCAUCUGAUCAGAUAGGUUGUGUUAUUGGAAAAGGUGGGUCAAUAGUUCAGAACAUACGUAGUGAAACGGGGGCCCAGAUUCGGAUACUGAAGGAUGAUCAUUUACCUUUGUGCGCUUUGAGCUCUGAUGAACUUGUGCAGAUUACUGGGGAUGCUUCAGUUGUGAAAAAGGCUCUGUGUCAAAUUGCAUCUCGACUUCAUGACAAUCCUUCACGAUCUCAGCAUCUUCUUACUUCUGCUGUUCCUGGUGUAUAUCCUGCCGGUGGUUCACUCAUUGGUCCAGGUGCUGGAGCUCCAAUUGUGGGGAUAGCUCCUCUUGUUGGUGCUUAUGGGGGAUAUAAAGGUGACACUGGUGACUGGCCGCCGCGGUCCAUGUACUCAGCUCCAAGGGAUGAGGCAUCUACAAAGGAAUUUUCAGUUCGAUUGGUUUGUCCAACAGGAAACAUUGGAGGUGUGAUAGGAAAAGGUGGUAUGAUAAUCAAUCAAAUUAGGCAGGAGUCCGGGGCAACAAUCAAAGUUGAUAGUUCAACAACAGAAGGAGAUGAAUGCUUGAUAGCCAUUUCGACCAAAGAGUUCUUUGAAGAGACUUUCUCUCCAACAAUAGAAGCAGCUGUGCGUUUGCAACCUCGAUGCAGUGAGAAGGUUGAAAGAGAUUCAGGAAUCAUCUCUUUCACUACCCGUCUGCUGGUACCAACCUCACGUAUUGGUUGCCUUAUUGGUAAAGGGGGGUCUAUCAUAACUGAGAUGAGGAGGCUUACAAAAGCUAACAUUCGCAUUAUUUCGAAGGAAAAUCUUCCUAAGAUUGCAUCUGAAGAUGAUGAAAUGGUGCAGAUUUCAGGAGACCUUGAUAUUGCCAAGGAUGCUCUAGUGCAUGUACUUACGCGGUUGAGAGCAAAUCUUUUUGAUAGGGAGGGUGCUCUCUCUUCAUUCCUUCCAGUUCUGCCAUAUCUCCCUGUUUCAGCAGAUGGAUCAGAUGGCCUAAACUAUGAUGGUAGAGAUGGUAAAAGACAUGGACGUGGACAUUCAUAUUCAAGUGGGUAUGGAGGCUCAAGUGAUUUAGCAGCUGGUGACAUUUAUGGAAGCUAUGGUGGUUCUCAGCUUGGAAGCAACAGUGCUUAUGGGGCUUAUGGAAGUUAUUCUUUGGGACGGUCUAGUACUGCUGGGUUGUCAAGUCAGAGUGGUGCUUCUAGGAGGAGAAACCAUGCUUACUAGACUUAAUGGUCCAUGCAGCUGAGAUCUAUGAAGCCUGCAGCCUGCCUACUGCCUAAACCAGAAGACCUGAUGAACCAGGGUUUGACAAACUUAUGGCCCACCCUGAAGCUUCUACUUAGAGGACCAAACAUAUGUGGAGACUAUUGAAAUUGGCCAUGUCCAUUUUACCUUAAUUCCCAAGCUUGAUAACUUGUGCACCCAAGAACCUAUAAAGCUGGCUUGCCUUUGCUUCUGUUUUUAUUAUUGUGGUUCAUUUGUCUUUAAAACUGAAAACACCAUGUAGCUUUGAUCAGCCUGCAGUUGUAUACUAUUUAAUGUUUUUUGGUUUUAUUUUCUCAUAGUUCACUGUCACAUGCAGUAUGAACUUUUCUGGUUAUUUGAAUUUCAUCUUUUUCCUUCUAAGUUGACCUUAUUAUAUACAUCAAAGUUUGGUGGAGUUUUGGUGUCGUGUAUUGCAGGUGCCACUCUUUGCCUAUAAUAUAUCAUCUUGAGCAGGUAAAGGCGUGUUGCAUUAUUUGAUUCUGAUAUUCCAUACUUAUGGUUAUUGUUAAGUACCUUGCCCAACUACACCUUUUUAGUUUGAAGUUAUGAAAGCCGUUCUUAGUAUGUUGUUAAUGUUAACUUAACUACUGAAGCUCAUAGUAAGAAAUAAGUUGUUUGAGGAAAGAUAAUUGCAUGGCAUGUAUGGUCUUUAGUGAUUCAGAAAUAUCUGGAUCUGUUUGAUGAAUUUUGUUUUGAGAAUAAGUUGUGAAAGCUUGAAGGCACUCUAGCAGCAGGGGUGGUGAUGGUGGCAGUGGCCGUGGUCGUGGUAGUUUGAAGUGAAAAUAGAAAAUUUAUUAAAACGUUAAAGAAAACAAAAACAUCUAAAACGUAUUUUAAUUUUCUGCACUAAAAACAGAUUAUGAGAAAGAAGUCUUAAAAAAUUAGAUAAUAAAAAAAUAGACACCUAAAUAGAUUUUGUCUAAUUUUUGAAAAUAAAGAACUUUUAAAAAUAUUUAAUAGUAUUCAAACAGGCCAUCUCCUGUUGCGCGUUUCUUUUCUCUUUUGUCAUUACGAAACAUGCUUGGAUAUUUCAAUUGUCAAUGCAGAUCAUGGUUUUUGUUUGAGUUUAAUUAGCAUUCAACUGCAUUGAAUCAUUUUUAUUUUUAAUUUUUUAGUCUGAUUGCUUGGUUCAAAUUAUAUUGGGCUACUGCUACUGACAAAAGUUGGCAUAAAAACGAAGAUAUUUGCUGUCAGGCUAUUAGGUCACCUGCACAGUCAGAGUCUUCUGAUAUGCCGCCAGUGAUCCAAUGGCCAGUGCAAAGGUGUGCCUAGUGUCGGUUACUCUUAUAAUACUAUUCUUAAGUGAUCUGAAUUCUUUUUGGAGGUUUGGUGUCUUUCACUUUUCCAGGUAGUUGGAUUAGAUAACAUUGUGCUUUCAGUACUUUGAUGAUGCCUGGAGAGAUAUUUUGGAUGAAUUGGAAUUCGGUGGCUAAUGUGGUAGAUUGUCUUACAUUGUUUUUUAACUGAUUUGUAAUUUUAAGUGAAAUGCACCGUGAUUUGUUCUAUGCAACUCAUUUGGGGUAUAGGCCAUAUUAGGUAUAAUAUUUUUUGUUGUUGAGAACUGAUGAUUCCCUUAUGAUUGGUGCAGAAACGUCAUGACUAAAUUUGCUUUUAUGAUUUUGUUCUUAAUAUUGUAUUUAUUAUUUCUCACUGGAGGCUUGGUAUGUUACAUUGAUGAGCAAAAGUGUACCAAGUGAAUUUUUCAGACUGCA
Molecule: messenger RNA, 3595 nt
Organism: Glycine soja
Lineage: Eukaryota; Viridiplantae; Streptophyta; Magnoliopsida; Fabales; Fabaceae
Product: KH domain-containing protein HEN4-like
Exons: 8
Coding region: 195-1841 (548 amino acids)
Biological process (GO): regulation of gene expression
Cellular component (GO): cytoplasm; nucleus
Molecular function (GO): mRNA binding
Source: RefSeq, a predicted model, not a curated record